Effrenium voratum is the source of this 5097-nucleotide messenger RNA. Lineage: Eukaryota; Dinophyceae; Suessiales; Symbiodiniaceae. The record is from the annotation of a GenBank genome assembly.
AGCCGUUUGGUUCAGACAAUUUUCGACAGUGGAGUACAGAAUCGUGAUCCCUGGUUGUGUAUUCGCCAUGCCGGUAUUCAGCAAGAUGUCGAGGAGCCGCACAACGGGUGUGAUGCUGGCCGGGGGAGUGGCGACUCUGUUGGCCCCAGCGUUCGUUGCCCCCGGAGUGCCCCGCGCUGAGGUCAGCACAGUGACUCAGACCUCUCAGAUGGCUCAAGCCGCCCCCGUGCGGUCCGAGCCAAGUCUUACCGCAGUGGCCGGCGUGGCUAUGGCGGGUGCGGCUAUGGCCGCAGGUGCCGCAGGUGCCCGGGGUACUCGUCGGGCCAAAGGCCGCACGGUUGUCGCUGCGCAACCCAUGGGCCCAACGGAGGGGCAGCCCAUGGAGGGGCCUCAGUUGAGCAAGUUGACCGCCCUUGCCCAAGAGCUGCUGCAGAAGCCCUCGCCCCAGCAGCUGCAGCGCCUGGUGCUCGAGCUCCGCAGCUUCGCCGCUGCAGAGCUGCAGAGGGCGCACGCGGCCCCCGCGCGCCGGAGCGCCUUCGCGGAGGUUGCGGAGGGCGCGGAGCAGGCGCUGCGCAGCGGCGUGGAGGGCCAGCUGCGGUGGGCCGCCAGCGCCGCGGCAGCGAUGCUCCUGAGCAACGUGGUGACCCUGCAGCCAGCACAGGCGGCGGAUGUGGUGAACUACUCCGAAUUCCUGGAGUCGGUGAACCGGGGAGAUGUGGAGAUGUUCCGGGUGCAGGAGGAUAUGCUCUCUGCGCAGUACACCACCAAAGACGGCUCCCGUCGUGAAGUGAACCUCAUUCCCAACGCGCAGAUCGAGGAUCAGCUCUUCAAUCAGCUAGCGGACAAGAAGGUUGACGUCGUGGUGGGGACCAACCAGCAGGCCAGUCCCUUGGACUUCCUGCGGCGCUUCGCGGGCCCCCUGGCCUGGCUGGUGGCGGGGCUCCUGCUGCUCUUCGGGGGGCCGUUGGGCGGCGCGGCCGGGCCCGGCGGCGGCCCAGGUGGGAACCCCUUUGAGUUGGGCAAAGCCAAGGCGCGUAUUGCCAAGGACGGAGAGACGGGCACCAAGUUUGCGGACGUCGCCGGCUGCGACGGCGCGAAGCAGGAGUUGGUGGAGGUGGUCGACUUCCUGAAGAAUACCUCCAGAUACUCCGAGCUGGGCGCGAAGAUCCCCAAGGGUGCCCUGCUGGUGGGCCCCCCGGGCACUGGCAAGACCCUGCUGGCGAAGGCCGUGGCCGGCGAGGCGGGGGUGCCGUUUUUCAGCAUCGCGGCCUCGGAGUUUGUGGAGGUCUUUGCCGGGGUGGGCGCUUCGCGGGUGCGGGACCUCUUCGAGCAGGCCAAGAAGUCUGCUCCUUGCAUCAUUUUCAUCGAUGAGAUUGAUGCCGUUGGCCGGCAGCGCAGUGCAGGCUUCGGCCAAGGCAACGAUGAGAGGGAGCAGACUGUAAACCAACUGCUCACGGAGAUGGACGGCUUCGAGGCCAACAAAGGUGUGGUGGUCAUUGCCGCCACCAACCGCGCGGACAUCCUGGACCAGGCGCUGGUGCGACCUGGCCGUUUCGACCGUCAAAUCCAAGUGGAUCCCCCAGACGUUCAGGGCCGCACGGAGAUCCUCAAGGUCCAUGCCAAGUCCAAGAACUUGGCACCAGGCGUGGAUCUCACGUCCAUCGCCCGGAUGACCCCUGGCAUGUCCGGCGCGGACUUGGCGAACCUGCUGAACGAAGGCGCCAUCGUGGCGGCGCGCCAGAACAAGACUGAGAUUGACCAGGACGACAUCGCGAACGCUCUGGAGAGGAUCGCCAUCGGUUUGGAGAAGAAGGAUGCAGUGAUGAGUGAGAAGAAGAAGCGGUUGGUGGCCUAUCACGAGGCUGGCCAUGCCAUCUUGGGCGCAUUGAUGAACGACUACGACGUCGUCGCCAAGAUCAGCAUCGUGCCCAGGGGGCCUGCGGGGGGGGUGACCAUCUUCACCCCUUCAGAAGAGCGCCUGGAUUCGGGGCUCUACACCAAGGAGUUUCUGGAGAACCGGAUGUGCGUGGCGCUGGGAGGGCGAUUGGCGGAGGAGAUCAUCAAUGGCAAGGACAACGUCACCACCGGGGCCUCCAACGACUUCCAGCAGUGCACGCAGGUCGCAAAGCAGAUGGUGAUGUCGCUGGGCAUGUCCCCGGCGAUCGGGCAGCGGCUGUUGGGCGGCCAGCAGGGGGGCGGGCCCUUCAUGGGCCGAGACUUCAUGGGUCAGAGCGCGCCGCCCAUGUCGCAGGCCUUGAGGCAGCAGGUGGAUGAUGAGGUGAAGCGCAUUGUGGAUGAGCAGUACAAGCGUGGCAUGAAGCUGCUCACUGACAAUAUGUACCUGCUGGAUGAGCUUGCCAAGACCCUGAUGGAGCAGGAGAAGGUUGGUGGUGAGGAGUUGGUGAAGAUGAUCAACAAGGCCGCUGCUGAAGGCAAGCUGGUCAUGGCGCAGCAGAUGGCCACUGCUGCCUACGUGGGUGAAGCCAGCGAGAACAGCGGCACCAGCCGCGCCGCGCUGCCAGCGCAAGUCCACCAGGUCCGUGGCCAAAGAAGCCCCGGCCUCUGCGGAAGCCGCGCUCUGCCUCUGCGCAGCCGGGCUGCCAGGGCCACCCGCAGUGCGGUGGCGCGGUAUGGCCUUGCCACGGAGGUGGAGGCGGCAAGCGAGUGCACCAGCGAUGAGGUGCUGCGCAAGGUGCAGCAGGUGGCAGACUCACAGGGAGCGCUGCCAGAGCAGGCCGUCCAGGCUGCUGCUGCUUCGUUCUUGGUGGCUUUGGCCUCCACCGCAGCGCCUCUCGCGGCCUCGGCCGAGGCUGUGCCGACUGACGUGGCCGUGCAGCAGGCGGCACCGCUGGCCCCGGCGCCGGCGCCGGCGGCUCCGCAGAUUGGGUCGCUGGUGGACAGAGUCACCUACUCCAACUUGCUGCAGCUGGUGGAUGAGGGCCAGGUGGCCCGCCUGGACUUCUACGACAAGGGCCGCACCGGGGUGGCCAGCGUGGUGGGCAAGCAGCAGCAGCUGGUGGCGGAGCUGCCCGCGGGCACCACCGGGCUCAUCAACAAGCUCCUGGAAAAGCAGAUCCAGAUCGAGGUCCACACGCCGGAGAAGCCCAACCCUCUGCUGGGGGCCUUGGGCGAUGCCGCCCUGCCUCUUCUGCUCAUCGGCGGCUUGCUCUAUUUCCGGUCCAGGGGCCCUGGCACGGGCGGCAUCCCGGGCAUGAACCAGAAGGCGCAGAUCAUGAUGACGCCGGAGACUGGUGUGAAGUUCGAGGACGUGGCAGGCAUCGAGGAGGCAAAGCAGGAGCUGACGGAGAUCGUAGACUUCUUGCGGGCGCCCGAGCGCUUCGUGAAGGUGGGCGCCAAGAUCCCCCGAGGCGUCCUGCUGCGCGGCCCUCCGGGAACAGGCAAGACACUCAUGGCCAAGGCCUUGGCGGGGGAGGCCAAGGUGCCCUUCAUCCAGGCCUCCGCGUCGGAGUUCAUUGAGCUCUUCGUGGGGGUGGGCGCCUCACGUGUCCGCGACAUCUUCAAGCAGGCCAAGGAGAACUCUCCGUGCAUCGUCUUCAUCGACGAGCUGGACGCCAUCGGCCGCCAGCGCGGCGCGGGCAUGGGCGGCGGCAACGACGAGCGCGAGCAAACCCUGAAUCAGAUCCUCACUGAGAUGGAUGGCUUUGAAGGCAACAGCGGGGUCAUUGUAGUGGCUGCCACCAAUCGCGCAGACAUCUUGGACAAUGCCUUGCUGCGGCCGGGUCGUUUUGACCGCCGGGUCACAGUGGGUCUGCCGGAUGUCAAGGGCCGGGAGCAGAUCCUGAACGUGCACGUGAAGAACAAGAAGCUGGCGGAAGAGGUGACGCUUCUGGACAUUGCCAAGCGCACAGCUGGCUUCAGCGGAGCAGAUCUCGAGAAUCUCAUGAACGAGUCGGCCAUCCUGGCGGCGCGGCGCAACAAGACGGGCAUCACCAUGCUGGAGAUCAACGAUGCGACUGACCGGGUCAUCGCUGGCCUCGAGGGCCGGGCCAUGCCCGACAGCGCCUCCAAGAAGCUGGUGGCCUAUCACGAGGCAGGCCACGCAGUGGUGGGCACCAUGCUGCCGUACCACGACCCCGUGAACAAGGUGACGCUGAUCCCCCGGGGCCAGGCCAAAGGCCUCACCUGGUUCACUCCUGGGGAGGACCAGAGCCUCAUCUCAGCGGCCAUGCUGAAGGCGCGCAUCUCGGGGGCCUUGGGUGGCCGCGCGGCGGAGCAGCUGGUCUUCGGCACAGACCAGGUCACCACCGGGGCCGGGGGAGACUUGCAGCAGGUGGAACGCAUGGCCCGCGCCAUGGUCACACAGUUCGGCAUGUCCCAGGUGGGCUCCAUCGCCAUCGACGAGGGCGGUAUGAUGGGCCCCAGCUACUCCGAGGCGUUGAGCAGCGAGAUCGACGGGGCCGUGAAGUCCAUCUCGGAUGAGUGCUACCUGAGGGCCCUAACUCUGCUCGCAGAGCAUCGGGCUGCCUUGGACAAGAUUGCAGAGGAGCUGUGCGAGGUGGAGACCAUGUCCGGGGAGCGACUGAAGCAGAUCUUGGAGGAGCACACCGCGGUGCCCGAGAAGCUGACAGCGGUCUGAGCGGAGAAAAAAACACCACCGGUUUGAGGCCAAAGACGUCGGCCAAAUCGGGGGGCUGUAUAUAUUUAGCGACUAAACAACAAAAACAAAGCCGUCUUUCUUUUUUCCGGGAAAUGGACGUCCGGAAGAAAAUGGCUUUGGGUCUCUGCUGAAAAAAGGCAGGCUAGCAAUGAUUUAAUUCCAAGGGUGAACACAAAUCUCUCGAGUUGCAGGCUCCACUUUUUUUUUGGGAGUCUCUGAGAUAGGCCACGAAGAUGCUGCAAUUGAGCGUUGCAGUCCCAGUGGCUUCAAUCACAGACUCUCGGGUACAGACUUUUAAGACGGCUGCUAUUUGCCUGCCACGGCAAUCUUCGGCACCGGGGCGUUUCAACUCAGAUCCCGAUGUGCCCCAACUUUGGUUCAAAGACUUCGUGAAUUCAAGACGCUGACUUGCCAGCCAGUGCCUCCUCUUCCCACAGGCGGCUCUUGGUCGUCCUGGUGGCACUGUCUUUUCGAUCGCG